Didymodactylos carnosus is the source of this 515-nucleotide messenger RNA. Lineage: Eukaryota; Metazoa; Rotifera; Eurotatoria; Philodinida; Philodinidae. The record is from the annotation of a GenBank genome assembly.
AUGGAAGCCCUGGCGCGAGAAAAGCACCUCCUUGCGACUCGUCGAGGUAAAGCACUGGCUGGAGCAUUAAAAGUGAACAAAACUCUUACUCAGCUUGAUCUUCAAAGUAACCAAAUAUCUGAUAUAGGUGGCGAAGCACUGGCUGAAGCAUUGAAAGUGAACAAAUCUCUUACUCAGCUUGAUCUUCAAAGUAACCAAAUAUCUGAUAUAGGUGGCGAAGCACUGGCUGAAGCAUUGAAAGUGAACAAAACUCUUACACAACUCAAUCUUCAAAAUAAUCAAACAUCUGAUAUAGGAAGUGAAGCACUGGCUGAAGCAUUGAAAGUGAACAAGACUCUUACACAACUCAAUCUUUAUUACAACCAAAUAUAUCCUCGAGGAGCUGAAGCACUGGCUGAAUCAUUGAAAGUGAACAACACUCUUACUCAACUUAAUCUUGGAAAUAACCAAAUAUCUGAUAUAGGAGGCGAAGCACUGGCUGAAGCAUUGAAAGUGAACAAGACUCUUACACAACU